UCCGGUCGACUUGACGUCCUGUCCACCUUUUCCUACCUUCAUAGGCCUCCUCCCCUUCUCAGACCUAACCACCUACUGCAAGUUUGACAGUUCAGCUUUUUUGUGUGUGCUGACGCGCAGAGCAGCAGCAGCAGACAGGACUCACUGGGCUUACUUUGAUCUUUUCCUCUCAGUUUUAUCAUUGUUGUUUGUACGUGUGCGUCUUGCGUCACCUGCUGGCUAUGAAGAAUUUCAUGUAUCCGUAGGUUUGGUCACUUUUACCCCUCUUGGAUCUAUUUUUGGUUGGCGUUGUUGUAGUUUUUUUUUUUUAGUUUUUUUUUUUAAUUAUUUCUUUGUCGGGCGUCGCGAGGGAUCUAAGUUAAACAUGUCGAGGAGCACGGAUGAGGUGUACAAGCUAACUGAAAGUACAUACAAGAGUGUGAUGGAUCACUUCAACCCAGGACUGAGGAAUCUGGUCAACCUUGGCAAGAACUAUGAGAAAUCAGUGGCUGCAAUGACCAUGGCGGGAAAGUUGUAUUUUGAUGCAAUGUCUAAGAUUGGGGAGAGUGCUGCAGUGUCUCCUGUCUCCAGAGAAUUAGGUGUAGUGCUGAUGGAAAUCUCAGAGGUCCACAGGAAGGUUCACCUUGAGCUGGAAGAAAAUUUUAAGAGGUUCCACAGGGAGAUAAUAGCCGAGCUGGAGAGAAAGACUGACAUGGAUGUCAAAUACAUGACAGCCACGUUUAAGAGGUACCAGAUGGAGCACAAGAUGAAGCAGGACUCUCUGGAGAGGUCCCAGUCAGACCUGAAGAAGCUGAGGAGAAAGAGCCAAGGCAAGAACGCCAACAAGUAUGAGAACAAGGAGAGCGAGUGCCUGGAAACGUUGACAAGCCGUCAGAUGGACAUGCAGUUGUUUAUCGCAGACGGCUGUAAGGAGGCGCUGCUGGAGGAGAAGAGACGCUUCUGUUUCCUGGUGGACAAACACUGCUUGUUUUCCUACCAGAUCGCUUCCUUCCAUGACAAGGCCAAAGACAUGCUGACGGCAAAGCUGAGCAGCUGGCAGGACCAGUGCAUCGAUGCCACCGACAUGCCCGAGAGUGUCUUGACGAUGAUAGAGGGCCUGCGCACGCCCGUCUCCAUCACACCUCUGCCGUCUCCCUCCCCGUCACGGCACAGUAUGAACAUGUCUGCUCCCCCGGCCCCGCUUCUGAAGGCUCAGACCAGUCCUCUGGCUAACAUGUUCACCCAGGAGGACAACACCACCAGUGUAACCGCCACUACCAACAACAGCACAGACCACGGGAACAGUGAGGAGAACAGUCUUGCCAGGUCUGUGUCUGUUGCCACAGGCCUCAACAAUAUAGUGAAGAGGCCACGUGUGCGCACCGUCUUCCCCCACACUGCCGGCAACAACAGCACACUGCUCAGCUUUGACGAGGGAGACGUCAUCGUCUUGCUCAUCCCCGAUGAGAGAGACGGGUGGAUGUACGGUGAACUGGAGAAGAACGGAAAGAGGGGCUGGUUCCCUUCAUCUUACUGCCGUGCACUCUCCGAACCGCUCGUGAAUAACAACAGUGUGUCUGCUGCCCCGUACCGCAGUAAAAGUGUGGUCAACCUCCACCAUCAGGACACGGAGACAGACGAGGCGACCAUGGUGCUCCCCCCAGCAGACUACUGUGACACCCCGCAGCGCAAUGCCAUCAAGAACAAUAUCUCGUCCGCUAGCACCGUCACCACAAAUAACCACCAGCACUCCCCCACGCCCUCUUCAGUCUCCUCCUCCUCGUCUGAUCAGCACACGGCAAUCCAGCCUAAUGGCGUGUCAAGACCUUCGCCUGCUUACCUCGCGGGAGGGAACCCAUUCGCCACCGUCAAGCUACGUCCAACUGUCACCAACGACCGCUCCGCACCGGUCAUCUGAUCCAAUUCUGAUUCAUCCCAUCCAACUUCCACACAUCCUCCAUUCCCACAACCCCAUGUCAACCUUCUUGUGUCAUCUUUCCCAGGACGUCCAGCAGCUUCUCCUGGUCUGGAUGCAACCAGACAGAACUUGGCCAGUACUGAGAAAAACAAAUGCCAUUUGAAUCGCCUAUGGAAGUAUUUUGGGACCGUUUUAUUCACAGAACAGAUGCUUGUGUAUUUAAGAGAUUUUAUAUAUA
Siniperca chuatsi (mandarin fish) is the source of this 2135-nucleotide messenger RNA. RefSeq names its product BAR/IMD domain containing adaptor protein 2 like 1b (gene baiap2l1b). The coding region runs from base 365 to 1897 and encodes 510 amino acids. The record is from RefSeq and is a predicted model, not a curated record. Gene Ontology annotation, biological process: positive regulation of actin filament polymerization; plasma membrane organization; actin crosslink formation. NCBI's taxonomy places the organism in Eukaryota, Metazoa, Chordata, Actinopteri, Centrarchiformes, Sinipercidae. The transcript is spliced from 14 exons. Gene Ontology annotation, molecular function: protein binding. Gene Ontology annotation, cellular component: cytosol; nucleoplasm.